Messenger RNA from Paramisgurnus dabryanus, 1547 nucleotides. RefSeq lists its product as uncharacterized. Lineage: Eukaryota; Metazoa; Chordata; Actinopteri; Cypriniformes; Cobitidae. The record is from RefSeq and is a predicted model, not a curated record.
UAUAGACUGUGAGGACACCCUAACCUGUCCAGACGAGGACCCAUUAGAUGUUGCUGAUGAUUACCAAGAGGAAACCAGUGGUUCAGAUAGUGAUCCAGACUAUGUACCAAGGAUUUAUGUCAGGACUGGUGGGGUCUUGGAGACACAAUUGAACUUGGAUGAUGUUCCUGAAAUGAAUAUGGAAGACACAUUGUAUGAUAUUGAAGACAUUGAGGAGGAAGAGGAAAACACCUUAACUGAUGAUCAACCACAUCCUGGUUUUAUAAAAGUUUUAAAUGAAGAUGACAUCAUUGGUGUACCAGCCUCAAUAGUAUACCACAGCAGUCUGAAGCAACUUGUGCAGUAUUUGGACAUUCCAGUCAGAGCAUGUACAGCGAUGAACCGAACCACCAAAAAAUGUUGUGGCGCACCCAAACCGUUUGAGGUGGUUGUCCGGGAAAGAGGCACUGCUGCAGUUGUUGAAUGGAUAUGUCUACGUGGGCACGUUGUUUGGAAGUGGUUUUCGCAGCCAAAGUUCUCACAAGGAAUGCACGCCGGCGAUUUUCUUCUUAGCACCAACAUAUUGUUGUCCGGAAACAAUUACACAAAAAUUGCUCUGCUAUUCAAGUUCAUGAAUAUGCGAAUGGUAAACCAGACAACUUUCUUCAGGAUCCAGGAUCACUUCUGUAUCGACACGAUAAUUGAUUAUUGGGAAACAAAAAGAACAGAAAUCAUCAGGCAGCUUCAAUCAAAGCAAAGUGUUGUGGCCCUGGGAGAUGGCCGGAUGGACAGUCCUGGUUUCUGCGCACAGUACUGUUCAUACUCUGUCAUGGACAAUGACACACAAAAAAAUCAUUUCAAUUGUCAAUAUUGACAAGAGGGAGACGGCAAGAAAUUCAGUGGCCAUGGAGAAGGAGGGGUUUCUCCGAACAUUUGAUGACCUCUGUCGAAAUGUCACGCUGACUGAGAUAUGCACGGAUGCCAACACACAGAUUUCAGCUCUUUUCAAUCCAAAGACAGGGCUGUUAAAAGAUAAGGGUGUUCUCCAUUCUCUCGAUGUCUGGCAUGAUUCAAAAAAUCUUUCCAGAAGGCUGACAGCGCUAGGCCAACAGAAGGGGUGCUCUAUUCUUCUGGAAUGGUGUAAAGACAUUUGCAACCAUUUUUGGCACUGUUGCAAGACUGCUGAGAACUAUGAUGAAUUCUUUGACAUGUGGAUCGGCCUACUCCACCAUGUAACCGGGGAGCAUUCUUGGGCUCUGGGUAGCUGCCAUCACGGUCCCCUUGUGGAGCCAAGGGAAAAAGAAUGGAUAGAGCCUAACUCAGAAGCCCAUCAGAAACUCCGUGAAAUAAUUCUUGAUGCACGAUGGCUUAAGGAUGUUCCUAAGUAUUUACAUUUCAGAUCAACUGCAGACCUUGAGUCAUUCCAUAAUCACAUAUUAAUGUACGCCAGCAAACGUUUCUGCUUCACACAUGCAGUGUACAGUGCACGAGUCUGCCUUGCCGCUCUUGACUACAAUCACCACAUCAACAGAGCACCAAAGAAAAAACGAGAUGACAGUCUUCAGUAA